AUGAAUUCCCUCUUCAACUCCGCCCUGAAACAAUCCUCCGCGAUCCGUCGGGAUCUGGACACCUUCUCCCAGUCCCCGUCCACCUCCUCCCCCGCCCUGCAAGGCCAAAUUGCCGCCUCGUUGGCCUCGUUGAAUCGGACCGUGGACGACUACUCCGCCCUCUCGAAGAAAGAAUUGAUUCCGGAGAAACAGCAAAAGGCCUUUGACCGGGUCAAGAAUUUCCGCGAUGAGCUGGGCGAUUACCGUGGCCAAUUUGAUAAAUUGAGGAGGGAGAGGGAAGAAGCUCAAUCCGUCCACAAGAGUAACGAGCUCUUCGGCCGCCGACCACACCACACUGCGACUCCCGAGAAUCCCUACGACCAACCCUCCCAACCAAGCGGAUAUGGAUCACAAGGUCUCGGGUUCGGGGGCGGUCCUCAAGAUGCGCAACGCGAGGCGCAUGCGCUGCGCGAACACUCCUUCUUUGCCAAUACACACACCCAGUUGGAUGAUUUCUUGGAUCGAGGAAGGGCGGUGUUGACUGAUCUGGGUGAACAAAGGGAGAUUCUGAAGGGGACGCAACGCCGGCUGUAUAGUGUGGCUAAUACGUUGGGGGUGAGUGGUGAUACGAUUCGGAUGGUGGAACGGCGGGCGAAACAGGACAAGUGGAUAUUCUGGGGAGGAGUGGUGGUGUUUUUCUUGUUUUGCUGGUUGGUGCUGCACUAUUUGCGAUGA
Molecule: messenger RNA, 714 nt
Organism: Penicillium waksmanii
Lineage: Eukaryota; Fungi; Ascomycota; Eurotiomycetes; Eurotiales; Aspergillaceae
Product: golgi SNAP receptor complex member 2 family protein
Exons: 4
Coding region: 1-714 (237 amino acids)
Biological process (GO): vesicle fusion; endoplasmic reticulum to Golgi vesicle-mediated transport
Cellular component (GO): late endosome membrane; endoplasmic reticulum membrane; SNARE complex
Molecular function (GO): SNARE binding; SNAP receptor activity
Source: RefSeq, a predicted model, not a curated record